AUGGAAGCUUCACGGUUGCCGCGAGUCGAGAUGGCGAGGAGGAUGAAGGCACUGACUGCUUGCGAUGAGGUGCUGCUCGCCUGCGAUGACGUUGCCUUCAAGAUCGAGCUCUGCUUCCGCCCUGUGCUGGAGAGGCGCCGGGUGGAGAAGGUUGCGGACAAGUUCAAGGACUACGUGAGCGAGAACGAGCUCAAGACGAAGCUCGACUACGUGUCAGAACACAGGAACAUGCUCCUGAAGAAGCUGAAGGAGAUGGGAGUGAAGGAGACCGACCUGCCUGCUGUCGAGCUGGAUUCGGACAAGCACUUCCAUGAGAUUUCGCCGCUCAGGCCAGAUGGCCGGAUGAACUCUCUUUCUUUGUCUUCGUUCGACAUGGGGCAGGAGCAGUAG
Guillardia theta CCMP2712 is the source of this 390-nucleotide messenger RNA. RefSeq lists its product as hypothetical. The record is from RefSeq and is a predicted model, not a curated record. Lineage: Eukaryota; Cryptophyceae; Pyrenomonadales; Geminigeraceae. The transcript has 2 exons. The coding region runs from base 1 to 390 and encodes 129 amino acids.